This is a messenger RNA of Rattus norvegicus (Norway rat), 1327 nucleotides long. Lineage: Eukaryota; Metazoa; Chordata; Mammalia; Rodentia; Muridae. The record is from RefSeq and is a predicted model, not a curated record.
CCAGCGGCCCCGAAGGGCUAGAGAGCUGCACUGAAGGAGGAUGCUUGAUGUUCCAUCAGCCCAAUGCCCUCUGGUCUCCCUUGCCCUUCUCUUGACCGCCGGGGCGCGCGCCGCGUCGCCACGGAAACGCCGGACAGGAGCGGCGGCGCGCCAGGCGCGCUCUCGGCUCCCGGUGGAAGUGGCGGCGUCUCCUGCUCCCGCGCGCCCUGGCGGCCCGGAGCCGCGCUCGUUGGGCUCCCAUCCCGGGUCCCCGGCGGCGCGAAAGGCAAGAUGUUGAGGCGUAAUCUGGAUGACCGAGACGCUCAAACAAAACAACUGCAGGAUGCUGUCACAAAUGUGGAGAAGCAUUUUGGAGAGCUUUGCCAAAUCUUUGCUGCUUAUGUACGGAAAACUGCCAGGCUUCGAGACAAAGCCGACCUCCUGGUGAAUGAAAUCAACCUGUAUGCCUCUACCGAGACCCCAAAUUUAAAGCAGGGUCUGAAAGACUUUGCCGAUGAGUUUGCCAAACUUCAAGAUUACCGCCAGGCAGAGAUGCUAAUGAACAUGGCAAAGGUUGAAAGACUUGAAGCCAAAGUAGUUGAACCUUUGAAAGCUUAUGGGACCAUUGUAAAGAUGAAACGAGAUGAUCUCAAAGCAACAUUAACAGCAAGGAAUCGAGAAGCCAAACAGUUAUCUCAGUUAGAAAGGACACGCCAGCGAAACCCAUCGGAUCGACAUGCAGAAACUGAAUUACAGAGAGCCACAAUUGAUGCUACCCGCACCACUCGUCAUCUGGAGGAAACUAUUGACAAUUUUGAAAAGCAGAAAAUAAAGGACAUAAAGAACAUAUUAUCUGAGUUUAUCACAAUUGAAAUGCUAUUUCAUGGCAAAGCUUUAGAGGUCCUCACUGCCGCCUACCAAAAUAUACAAAAAAUUGAUGAGGAUGAAGACUUAGAGGUUUUCCGAAAUUCUCUGUAUCUAUCAGAUUAUCCAUCUCGUUUAGAUAUUGUAAGAGCAAAUUCAAAGUCACCUCUUCAGAGACCACUGUCAACUAAGUGCACAUCUGGAACUGGACAGGUAGCCACCUGUCGAACAAAAAAGGAUCAACAUGUAGAAGAUGAGGAUGAUGAAGAAUUAGAUGUUACAGAAGAUGAAAACUAAUUUAUAAAAGAAUUCACAUUUCUGUUUUCAUGUCAUAUGACUUGAAAUGUAGGAUCACUUUAUACUGACUUGCAAGGUUAAAGUAUAAAAUAAAAUGCUACUAUGAAACUGGGGGUAAUUAAAGAAAAUUAUGCUAAUAAGAAAAAAUGAUUUUUUUCUGAAAUACAUACAGCCUUUGAACAUAGUA